AGAGAGAAAUGCAGGUCUUCUCCUCUUGCCCCAAAUCUCAGUUUCUUCUCUUUUCUCCAUCUCUGAGCUCUGAUUCCUCCUCCAAAUUCAAUUGCAGGAUUGCAAUCAAAUACAUUCGAUCCUCUUCAAGAGAGUCGUUUCCAGCUCUCGAAGAAAAGCGCUUGAAUGCUGAAUCACCAGACGACAAAGAAAUCAAUAAAGAAAGCGAAAGACGGAGAACUAGAUCCGUCAAAGAAUCUCCGGAGGGGUUUCUUGUGGUUCGUAAACCUACGGUGGAGUCCUCUGGAGAAGAAACCGAUGCUUAUUCUACUGUUGAGGGAGCUGAGGCAGAUGAACAAGAAAGAUCGUCUUCCUCACUUAUUGAUGUUGGACUUUCUGAAUUAGCUAAAAAACUUCCAAUGUUUGAGCCAAAGAGUGUUGAAUUGAGUCCUGAGGUGAAGCCACUUGGUGUGAAUUUGGAACUGGCAUUGUACCGAGCGAAGGUUUUGGCCAGGAAAUAUCAGUUUGAAGAAGCAGAGAGAAUCCUCCGGCAGUGUAUAAAGUUCUGGCCAGAAGAUGGACGACCGUAUGUAGCCCUAGGGAAGGUUUUAACUAAGCAGUCGAAAUAUGCUGAAGCUAGAACAAUUUAUGAAAGAGGUUGCCAGGCUACCCAAGGAGAAAAUCCAUACAUCUGGCAGUGUAGGGCUGUUAUGGAAAAUAAAAUGGGAAACAGAAGGCGAGCAAGAGAGUUAUUUGAUGCUGCUACUGUUGCGGAUAAGAGACAUGUUGCAGCUUGGCAUGGAUGGGCAGUUCUGGAGCUAAAGGAAGGAAAUAUCAAGAAAGCUAGGCAUCUUCUUGGUAAAGGUCUCAAAUAUUGUGGUGGAAACGAGUACAUAUACCAGACGCUUGCACUACUUGAAGCUAAAGCUAAUCGGAUCGAGCAGGCUAGGUAUUUGUUCAGGCGGGCCACUACGUGUAGUCCCAAAAGCUGUGCCAGUUGGCUUGCAUGGGCACAAUUAGAGAUGCAGCAGGAGAAUGACCUUGCUGCUAGAAAACUAUUUCAGGAAGCAGUCCAGGCUAGUCCCAAAAAUAGGUUUGCAUGGCAUGUAUGGGGAGUUUUUGAGGCUAAUCUGGGCAACAUAGAUAAAGGAAGAAAACUUCUACAGAUAGGCCAUGCACUGAAUCCAAGAGAUCCUGUUCUUCUACAAUCUCUUGCUUUAUUGGAGUACAAGCAUUCAUCUGCAAAUCUUGCUCGAGUAUUAUUCAGGAGAGCAUCUGAACUGGAUCCAGCACAUCAACCAGUGUGGAUUGCUUGGGGGUGGAUGGAGUGGAAGGAAGGAAACCUAGGCACAGCAAGGGACCUAUACCAAAGAGCAUUAUCAAUUAACUCAACAAGUGAAAGUGCCGCCCGUUGCCUUCACGCAUGGGGUGUUCUAGAACAGAGAAUUGGCAAUCUAGCAGCAGCCCGGAGGUUAUUUAGGUCCUCACUCAACAUUAAUUCUCAGAGUUAUGUAACAUGGAUGACAUGUGCAUCUCUGGAGGAGGAGCAAGGGAAUUUUGUGCGUGCUGAGGAAAUUCGGAACCUCUAUUUCCAACAGCGUAUAGAAGUUGUUGAUGAUGCUUCAUGGGUUAUGGGGUUCCUAGACAUCAUUGAUCCAGCUCUCGACAGUAUUAAAAAACUACUGAAUUUGGAGAACUCAGAUUUUAAGGGGAAAGAUUCUUUGAAAAACAUUACAGGAACUAACAGAGAUAGUGCCAACGAAGGAUCAUCAGACCCUUCCUCUAAUCGUAAUACUGAGGAAACUGGAGAAGAAGAACCGGGUCUCACUUCAAGCAGUUUUGAUUUGGAUACUUUUAUUAGUGAAAAAUUGCUUCUUGAUGCAUCAAAACUGGCUGUUCAGAUGGAAUCAUCAGCAAUAUCUGCGUCUAAGAAUGUUAGAUAUUCCAGGAGGGCAUUGAGAUUGGAAAACAGAACUUCUUGACUACACGGUGUAUUGAGUAGUUGCUAAAUUUCUAUUGGAAUGAAGAGAAGAUCUAAAAGUGAGCAGAAAAGUCAUAUCAUCAUCAUCCAAGCAUUAUCACUGGUGUUGAGAAUGCCACAUAAAUUUGCUCGACUUGCAUUGUCAGGACUAAACCUGAAAUCAACAAGCAGUGAUGGCUCAACAGCAGAGGUCAAAUCUUUCUAUUUGAUUCUUGACUGGACAUGUUAUCAUAAUUUGGAGGAAAUUCCAGUGCAUUGAAAUGAGAGAAAGAACUUGGUGAGUACACUUUAGACUUGUAACUGCUUGUUUUGCAUCCAUUUCAGAUGCUGGCAAGACGAUCAUGAUGGACUGAGUCAGCAAAGGGUUGUAAUCCGUUGUAUAAGCAUCAACAGGAUGAAUGGUUUUUAAUUUACAGUACAUACUCA
Messenger RNA from Telopea speciosissima, 2386 nucleotides. RefSeq names its product protein high chlorophyll fluorescent 107. The transcript is spliced from 8 exons. Gene Ontology annotation, cellular component: chloroplast. Lineage: Eukaryota; Viridiplantae; Streptophyta; Magnoliopsida; Proteales; Proteaceae. Gene Ontology annotation, molecular function: single-stranded RNA binding; protein binding; mRNA binding. Gene Ontology annotation, biological process: regulation of translation; mRNA processing. The coding region runs from base 9 to 1961 and encodes 650 amino acids. The record is from RefSeq and is a predicted model, not a curated record.